This is a messenger RNA of Drosophila subpulchrella, 2735 nucleotides long. RefSeq lists its product as uncharacterized. NCBI's taxonomy places the organism in Eukaryota, Metazoa, Arthropoda, Insecta, Diptera, Drosophilidae. The transcript is spliced from 3 exons. The record is from RefSeq and is a predicted model, not a curated record. Bases 228 to 2516 code for a protein of 762 amino acids.
UAUCGUUAGACCUCAGAAAGACACAAGUACUUGGAAGUCUCUCCGAUAUCGCACCAUAUUGCGACCAUCUUAAGGAGCUUGUAUUUACGUGGAACGAGGAAGAUUUCCAAUAUGCGCCUCUGGUAAAAUUGCCCAAAUUAGAUACAUUGACUAUCGGCGGAGUUCAACUAAGCAGUUCGCGAUCUGAAAUUUUUAAAGCUGUUAGAAAAUGGCAUAGACCUAAAACAAUGAAUCCCUUGACUGUGUUAUUGGCUGAUCGAUCAAUAGUAGGUCGAUCUAUUUUGCUUGCGACCCAUAAAUCUUUAGAAUAUUUGCAUAUAUACCAAAAAAAUACGGCUGUAUUCUUUAAAUCUGAGUACAUUUUAGGCGAAACUUCUGAAGAAACGGAUUCAUUAGAGAAACGUCUUAUAACUAUAGACGUAGAGGAAAAUGUCAAUAUAAAGUUUGACAAAAACAGAGGAGAACUGAAGUUAUGCAUGCCAAAAGAAUCGGACGCGAGCAAAUUAGUUUCACUAUUGAAACUUUCCAAUCUUAAUCGCUUUUUCUUAACUAUUGGAAAAUACAACAAGUGGGGAUUGCUGGAAACAAAUUGUACUGAUACUGACCAAACAUCGGUUGGAAAUGUAAUUAGACCGAUGUUGUCCUUUUCUUGGACCUAUUUCAUAGUAAAAUACAAACCAUUGUAUCGAUCUGAAGCAAAGGACCUUGGGACUGUAAAAUCAAUCUGUUACCUGUAUUGCAAUUUAUACGAUUGUGAGUCGAUGGAACUUUUAAAUCAGCUAACUAACUUGCAAUUUGUGAGCAUCGCAGUUCCAUCACAAUGCAGAACUCCUGCAACUGGCAUUUUCAGCCUGUUAGCCACAUGCAAAGUGAAUGCUGAUGUCGUGUGCAAAGAUUUUAACAUUCAAUUUCGGAAGAAUGAACAAAGUCUUAAAAUUCAUAUGGAAAUGGAGAGUAGGGCUGAUGUGCUUGUUCCCCUUGCUCAACUAAGUCACAUUAAAUAUCUCCAAGUAUCAGGAAUUACUCAAUCAGGAUCCUUAAAUGCACUAUUUGAAGCUUUUGCCAGCAGUAACUUAAAUGCAAUUGAAGAAUUGGAUAUUCAAUCGAGUGCAGUUCAUUUUAAAUAUAUAUCCAAAUUGGCAGAAAUUCAAACCAUCAAAAAACUAAAGCUCUCACUAAUAGAUUUCACUGGCAUUGAGAUAUUGGCCUCCUUGAAUAAUCUGGAGGAGUUGACAAUAAGCUCCGAAGGAGCAGGAAAUCUUUGUCACGCUUUUGCAGAACUGGCUUCGAAAAAUAAAACUCAGUUCUUAAAAAUACUAAAUAAACCCCUUUCACCUGAAGAGGUUAUAAAAGUUUCCAAAAUAAGUUCACUGAAAACCCUGAAGUGCAGUUUCUUGAAAACAGAAGACCCAGUAUCCUUGACUGAACUGGCUAAUUCUCGAAUUGAAAACUUAACAGUUCACGUAUUCGAUCCGAACUAUUUCGUCCAGAAGCUGUUUUCUGAAUUUUCAUUAAACACUAGACUUCCACUGCAGUCCCUACAGAAUCUUUUUUCUGCUUUUUCAUUAAGUAGUACAGCCAGACUUCAGACUCUAAAUGUAACGGGUAAAGCUCUUAGCAAAAUGGAAGUGAUGGAAAUUUCGAAAAUAAAGGAUCUGAGAAGUUUGAGUGCCGGAUUCCUUCAUUCAAAAUGUUUGAAAUGGCUAAAACGGCUACCUCGCCUAGAGCAUCUUGUUGUUGAUUACUUCCAACAAAGAAAAAAAAAUUCGUUAAAGUUCUUACCACCUACCCUUCAGAAAUUAGAAUUAAAUUACAGCAUUGGCCCCAGCGCAUGUAAAUAUUUGGCUAAGCUGGAAUCGUUGGAGUCCCUAAAAUGCUCACUGCUUGAUUGUCCGGGUAUACAAUUAUUGGCAGAUAUAAAAAUUCUCAAGGAAUUGGUUAUCCAUAGCGCCAAUGGAUUGCUCAAUGAAUUGUUUACGGCAUUUGCCAACAAAAGUGGAUCAAUGUUACAAGAGCUGCAAACACCAAAUUUAAAAGAAAAAGUAGAGUUCUGUGAGAUAUCCCGUAUUGAAACAUUAAAAUCAUUAAAUAUUUCCUACAACACAUGCUUCCAUGAAUUAGAAGUCCUAAGCCACCUAAAAGAGCUUAAGUCCUUGCGUAUAGCUGAUAAUUUCUCAAGAGAAUCAACAUACAACAAAAAGUAUUUACCGAUUUUCCAAUCUUGUCAAAAGCUUGAUUGCGUGACAAUUGAAAUUCGUAACGGUGUGGCUAAAGACUUGGUGAAAGAAAUUUACUUUGUUUUAAAGUCAGUAAGGGAUCCCAUAACCCAGAGACCUUUGGAACUUCAUAUAUUUGAGGACACAUGUUUCCCCAGUUUUUAUGUGGAAGGCAUAGAUGAGGCUUACCUUAAGGUUUUCCAUACCUACAACCAGCGAACAACGGAUACCGCUUUCCAACAAUCGCAAGAUAUAAGGGCCGCACAGCUUGCUAGAUUUCAAAACCUAUUAGGAUCUUAAAGUCAAUCUAAGUUUAAAAUCCAUCGAAAAAAGCUGCUAGCUGUUAUUAUCGGCCAUAGAAAAGCUUUCCGAUGUACAUCCUCUCGAUGUAGAGCUAGAUAAACAUUAGGCACUAACAUACUAUAUUAUGCCGGCUACCAACAAAUUGGACAUUGUCUUGGAGGUCUAAUUUUAAAUGGGCGCGCGCCAUGUGACAGAGAUGUGGACGUAAAGAGAGAU